AGGUUAAAGUAGAGGCCUCCUGCUUACAGCCUGCUGUGAGAGUGAAACUGUCUUUCUCAUACAGACAUGAUAACACCAAAUACAGAGUUGAGAUCAUUCCAGGAUCUCCUUCUGUCUACCGGCUGAUACCAGAACAAGGCAGCAUAGGAUCUAUAAGAAGACUGACUCUCGGUAAAAAGACAAACAAAACCAUCUUGCUUGUUGGUGAAACAGGCUCAGGAAAAUCAACUCUGAUCAACGCUCUGGUUAACUACGCCCUGGGAGUGAAGUUCGAGGACGAUGUAUUUUUUCAGAUCGUACAGGAAGAAAGGAAAAGUCAAGAAGAAACUCAGACUUCAGAUGUGAUCGUUUACGAGGUCUUUGGUCUUGAAGGUAAAACUCUGCCCUUCUCUCUGACCAUAAUCAAUACCCCCGGGUUUGGACAUACCAGAGGGACUGAGAGAGAUGUCCUCGUCAGAGAAAGAUUGUUGGACUUGUUCCGCUCAACAGAUGGAGUUCAUGAGAUCGAUGCAGUGUGUCUGGUUCUGAAAGCGAGUGAGAAUCGACUGAGUGACCGACUGAUGUACGUCUUUGAUUCAGUGGUGUCUCUGUUUGGAAAAGACAUAGAGGAGAACAUCGUUGCCCUCAUCACACAUUCAGAUUUUUUGACACCUAAAAAUGUUCUGCAAGCUCUGAAAGAUGCGAAAAUCAGGUGUGCAAAAGACAAGGAGGGUCAGCCUGUUCAUUUCAUGUUUAAUAACAUCCAGAAAACAGAGAAAAAUGAAGAGGAUGAGGAUCAAAUUAAGCAUGUAUGGAACUCAACAAUGAAGUAUAUCAGUCAAUUUGCAGUUUUCCUUGAACAUACUGAACCUCAGAACCUAAAAACAACCGUUGAAGUUGCAUCCACAACCUGCAGGAGAGGAUUGAGUUCAUUGAACUGAAACAGAGAGAGAUCAAACAGACUCAGGAAGGUCUGAAGAAACAUGAACAAGACAUGAAGAAUAUCAAAGACUUCACAAUA
Messenger RNA from Trematomus bernacchii (emerald rockcod), 1000 nucleotides. Its product is annotated as septin CDC11-like. Gene Ontology annotation, biological process: cytoskeleton-dependent cytokinesis. Gene Ontology annotation, molecular function: molecular adaptor activity; GTP binding; GTPase activity. Gene Ontology annotation, cellular component: cell division site; septin complex; microtubule cytoskeleton. The transcript has a single exon. NCBI's taxonomy places the organism in Eukaryota, Metazoa, Chordata, Actinopteri, Perciformes, Nototheniidae. The annotation marks the transcript as partial. The record is from RefSeq and is a predicted model, not a curated record.